AUGAGUAAUGAGGAUUAAAGUAUCGAAGUACUUUAAAAUAAAUACGUAGUAAAUUUAAACCAAAUGCUUGGAUAAGUAAAAUUGAAUAAAUACAUAUAUUGAAGGGAAGUUUUGCAUCUGUUUAUAAAGGGCAUAUGUUUGAUAAUAAGAAUGAAUUAAUUGCAAUUAAGAUUAUUGAUAAGAAGAAAUUUUAAAACAAAAAGAAUCGAAAGAAUUUUAUAUAAGAUUAUAUAAAUAGAGAGAAAGUUAAUUAAUAGUAAUUAUAAAGUCCUAAUGUCGUAAAGUAUUGUUUUUUUUAUAUAAUUAGAAUGAUUGAUGUAAUUGAGGAUGAUGAUAAUUGUUGUUUUAUAUUAGAGUUUUGUGAAGGGGGAAAUCUUCAAAAAAAAUUAGAAAAAGGGGCACUUCCAUAAGAGGAGGCACUAUAAAUUUUUAAAUAAGUUGUAAAUGGAUAUAAAGAAUUAAGAGAUAAAAAUAUAAUUCAUAGAGAUCUAAAACCAGAAAAUAUUCUAUUUUCAAAAAAAAUUGCUAAAAUAGGAGAUUUUGGGUUUUCUAAAUUUUUAGAUGAUCUUGAUUAAACUAUUCUUCAAUCAGGAGUUGGAACACCUUAUUAUGCAGCACCAGAAAUUAGGACUGGUCAUUUUUCAUCUAAAGCAGAUAUUUGGUCUUUAGGAUUAAUAUUUUAUUAUAUGAUAUAUGGUUCACUUCCAGUAGAGAUAUUGAAAUAAGUAAAUUAUAAAGAAUAAAAAAUUGAUGUUCUUGAAUGUCCAGAAAAUAAGAAAAUUCCUGGAGAUAUUAUAGAUUUAUUGAAGAAAAUGCUUGUUGUGAAUCCUGAUAAAAGAAUGUUUUGGGAUGAAUUAUUUGCAGAAAAUCUAUUACAUUUAAUAAUACCUUAAAAUAAUGAAAUUUUAGAUUAAAUAAGUGAAUAGAAAGCUAUUAUAAUGAAAUAAACACUUUAAAAUGAAAAUAAGGUGGAAAAUAUUUAUUAAUAUUUCAUUUAUAUUUUAGAUAUUUUAUAGUUCAUCAGAUAGAUAAUCAUAGAUGUAUAAAUACUUCGUGAUGCUGUAAUGUUUUCUAGGGAGUAAUAAUUAAGUUUUUUGAUAAUUACUAUAAAGUACAUGGUGAAUGAAUUGAAAUUCUAUUAAGGAAUCCUUAAAGGAUAGGUAAAUUCUAAUAAUGUCUAGAUUAGAGUUUGUUCUCAAUAUAAAUUCUUCCUUCUGAUUUUGAGUUAUUUAAGAAAAGUGAUAAAUAUUAUUCAAUACUUCAAAAUUAUAAGAAAAAUUAUGAGAAUUAGAAAUAAUUUUAUAAUCAAACUAAAGAGAAAUUUGAUAAAUUCUUAAUUUCUGAAUAGAAGAAUGAAAAUUAAAAUAAGGUAAAUAUAAGUUUAUUUAAAAUAGUUUAAUAAUAUAAUUGAGGCACUUGAAUAAGAUGAAAAUAAUCAAAAGUUUUGUUAAACAUACAAUGAAAUUUAUAGUUAAAUAUUGAUGCACAUUUUAUCACAUUAUAAGAAUAAGCCAAUUACAUAAGAAGAAAACUCUAAACUAUUUAAAAUGUUAAUUAGAUUAUUACAUUGUUUUUAACCACUUUAAUUAAGUCAUCAUAUAUUUGAUCCAUUUAAAAUUGAAGAGAAAUUACUAACUUCAUCAGGUUUAGAAAAAGAGUUUAAAGAUCUUUAUGAAAAAUUAUUUAAUAAAUGA
Paramecium pentaurelia is the source of this 1694-nucleotide messenger RNA. The record is from the annotation of a GenBank genome assembly. Lineage: Eukaryota; Ciliophora; Oligohymenophorea; Peniculida; Parameciidae.